AUGCAGUCCACAAAGAAGCCCUACUUCGGGCUAACUGGAGGAUGGUUAACAUUCUGGGUGGCGGUAGCUUGUGCUACAGACAUGACCCUAUUCGGAUACGACCAAGGUGUUAUCAGUGGUGUGGUAGUGACUCCAGAUUUCCUUCACGUUCAUGGUCUAGUCGGCCCCUCGAAAACAAAGAUUCUUUCGACAGUUGCUGCCAUCUAUGAUGUUGGCUGUUUUCUCGGGGCUCUCCUUGCUUUUACCAUUGGCGAGCGGCUGGGCCGUAAGAAAAGCAUCCUCUUAGGAUGCACGAUUAUGACAGUUGGGACUCUUCUUAUGUCCUCUUCACACAGUCUGGCCCAGAUAUUUGUUGGCCGCAUUGUACUGGGAGUCGGCAACGGUAUCAGCACAGCCACAGCUCCAGUCUGGCAAACCGAAACCGCGCAGGCUAAAUGGAGAGGAAAGCUAGUGAUCCUUGAAAUGGGGUUGAAUGUCGGUGGGUAUUGUAUUGUCAAUUGGAUCAAUUAUGGCCUGUCUUCCCGUGGAGGUCCUAUUGCAUGGAGGCUACCGAUUGCCUUGCAGCUUUUCUUUAUUGCGGUCCUAUUUGCCACAGUUCCAUGGCUUCCUGAAUCUCCAAGAUGGCUUCUGUCUCACGGCCGCGAAGAGGAAGCCCUUGAAGUCCUCGCCUGCAUUGAAGCCAAGUCCAUUGAUGAUCCCCAUAUUGCCACUCAAUGUGACGAAAUCAAGUUUGGCAUUAAAUAUGAGCACGAGAAUGCCAUCAAAUGGCGAGAUCUUAUACGUCCGAAUAAGAGCGAUGGCACGAAGACCCUCCGCCGGCUGCUUCUAGGCGCUGGUACGCAAGCAAUCCAGCAAUUCCAAGGAAUCAACAUCAUGAGCUAUUAUCUCCCGUUGGUCCUGAUGAACUCAGUCGGACUCUCGGAUCACAUGGCUCGACUCCUAACUGCCUGUAACGCAACGUCGUAUUUCGUCUUCUCGUGUGUUGCGGUUACAAUGAUCGAGCGAUUUGGACGGCGAGGCCUCAUGCUUAUGUCCGGGUUCGGCCAGUUCGUUUCGUUCUUGAUCAUUACAAUUCUCCUAUGCCUUGCAGAGAGAAACAAGGUUUUCGCCACGGCCUCGGUUGCGUUCUUCUUUCUGUACCAUAUAGCCUUCGGAAUAGGAAUGCUCGGUGUGCCAUGGCUUUACCCGACUGAAAUCAACUCUCUGCCUAUGAGAACCAAAGGAGCGGCAGUUGCGACUGCAACAAACUGGAUCACCAACUUCGCCAUCGUUGAAAUUACCCCAAUUGGGAUUCAGAGUAUUGGAUGGCGAUUCUGGAUUGUAUGGACUGUUCUCAACGCAGUCUUCUUGCCAGUUAUUUACUUCUUCUAUCCCGAAACAGCAAACCGAACAUUGGAGGAUGUAGAUGCGUAUUACCGUUCCGAUCCGCCGUUGAUUGUGGUGAAGGAUCCAGAUGCCAUCUCAACCAAGCGUCCGCUCAAGUUUAUUGAGCACGAGGACGAGGAAGUCCAGAGGAAAGCAAAAGAUACUCACUCAGUUCUCUUUAAGAGUAGCGACUCGACUUACGCGGAGCAUUUGAAUUGA
This is a messenger RNA of Aspergillus ochraceoroseus IBT 24754, 1584 nucleotides long. RefSeq names its product sugar porter family MFS transporter. The record is from RefSeq and is a predicted model, not a curated record. Gene Ontology annotation, biological process: transmembrane transport; carbohydrate transport. Gene Ontology annotation, cellular component: membrane. NCBI's taxonomy places the organism in Eukaryota, Fungi, Ascomycota, Eurotiomycetes, Eurotiales, Aspergillaceae. Gene Ontology annotation, molecular function: carbohydrate:proton symporter activity. Bases 1 to 1584 code for a protein of 527 amino acids. The transcript is spliced from 8 exons.